AUGCGUGUAACCAAACGAAGCAAAGCACAUUUGGAAAGUAAGUUGAACCACGACAAUCCAGCUUCCUGUGAGCCUCAAAUUCUCAUCUCAAAAUUUGUUAGGAACACUACCGGUGCUAAAGCUCAUCCUCACCUCCAUGGAUGCGCCCAAUCAAGACCUUUAGAUGUCAGAAGCUUUGGUGCAAAGGGAGAUGGAGUUUCCGAUAUCAGCCAGGCAUUAUUGAGUGCUUGGAAAGCAGCCUGUAAUUCUCCAAAACCAAGCACGAUUGUGAUUCCCAGAGGCACAUUUGGAUUACUUCAAGCAUCCCUUGAAGGUCCUUGCAAGGCCCCCAUCGAACUUCAGGUACAAGGCACUCUCAAAGCUCCACAAAAUCCUAACCUAAUCAAGGAUGGUGAAUGGGUGACCAUCCAGUACUUGGACCAUUUUACACUCUCAGGCUCCGGUACCUUUGAUGGCCAAGGAGCCAGAGCUUGGGCCCAAAAUGAUUGUGCCAAAGCCUCCGAUUGUAGCAAACUUCCAAAUAAUUUUAGCUUCAACUUCCUCAACAAUUCCAUUAUCAGCGGCAUAACUUCUCUGAAUAGCAAAUUAUUUCACAUGAAUGUUCUGGGAUGCAACAAUGUGACGCUUUCACGCCUUACAAUCACUGCUCCAGGAACUAGUCUGAAUACUGAUGGAAUCCACGUGGGGCGUUCCAGCGGAGUAAACAUAACAGACUCAACCAUAGGAACAGGGGACGACUGCGUCUCACUUGGAGAUGGAUCCAAGCAAGUUAGCAUAACCAAUGUCGUAUGUGGACCUGGACAUGGGAUUAGCAUAGGAAGUCUUGGAAGGUACAAAAAUGAAGAACCUGUUGUGGGAGUCUUUGUUCGAAAUUGCACUCUCAUCAACACGUUAACCGGUGUUAGGGUGAAAUCCUGGCCUUCAGCCACUACUGGUGCUGCAACAGAUGUGCAUUUCGAUGAUAUUACUAUGCGAAACGUUACAAGUCCUAUUGUCAUUGAUCAGGAGUAUUGCCCUAACAACCAAUGCACACUUGGCGCACCUUCACGGGUUAAGAUCAGUAAAGUGAGCUUUAAUCACAUCAGGGGUACUUCGGCAUCUGCACUUGCUGUGAAGCUUGUUUGCAGCAAGACUUUCCCAUGCGAAGGUGUGGAGAUUGGUGACAUAGAUUUGGCGUACCAUGGAAGCCUAGGCAAUAUCACAACGAACUGUGCUAAUGUGCAGCCAACCUUCAUGGGCAGACAAAACCCACCAAUUUGUGCCAAGAAUAACGCUGCCCAAUCUUCUUGA
Molecule: messenger RNA, 1290 nt
Organism: Coffea eugenioides
Lineage: Eukaryota; Viridiplantae; Streptophyta; Magnoliopsida; Gentianales; Rubiaceae
Product: exopolygalacturonase-like
Exons: 5
Coding region: 1-1290 (429 amino acids)
Biological process (GO): carbohydrate metabolic process
Molecular function (GO): polygalacturonase activity
Source: RefSeq, a predicted model, not a curated record